AUGGUCCCCAAGCUCAAAGAUCCAUCCCUCUUCAAAAAGGACGUUUGCUACGUCAAUGGCGAAUGGGUAAAGGCCCACUCGGGGAAGACAUUUGAAGUCAACGACCCAGCAACAGGCAAGCUCAUCGGUACCUGCCCCGAAUUCGAUGCCCAAGACACCAAGAAAGCCAUCGAUGCCGCCGAGACCGCCUUCGAGACCUUCCGCCACAAGACGGGCCGCGAGCGCUCCAAGCUCCUGCGGAAAUGGUAUGACCUAAUGGUCGAGAACCACGAUGAUCUCACCACCCUUAUCACCUUGGAGAACGGCAAGCCGCUAGCGGACGCCAAGGGCGAAGUCACCUAUGCCGCCAACUUCUUCGAGUGGUUCAGCGAGGAAGCUCCCCGCAUCUAUGGCGACACCAUCCCCUCCUCAGUCCCGGGUAACCGCGUAUGGACCAUCAAGGAGCCCGUCGGCGUGUGCGGCCUCAUCACGCCCUGGAACUUCCCCGCCGCCAUGAUCACCCGCAAGGUCGGCCCUGCCUUGGCCGUCGGCUGCACCGUGGUGUGCAAAGCCCCCGGCGAGACGCCCUUCACGGCGCUGGCCAUUGCCGAGCUCGCCCACCGCGCCGGCAUUCCUCCCGGUGUCGUCAACGUGAUCACCGCCCUCGAAAACACCCCCGAGGUCGGCAGCACUUUGACCACUGACCCCGUGGUUCGCAAGAUCUCCUUCACGGGCUCCACGGCCGUCGGCAAGCUCCUCAUGAAGCAGUGCUCCGGCACGCUCAAGAAGCUCUCUCUUGAACUAGGCGGCAACGCGCCCUUCAUUGUCUUCGAUGACGCCGACGUGGACGCGGCCGUCACGGGCGCUAUCGCCUCCAAAUUCCGCUCCUCCGGCCAAACAUGCGUGUGCGCCAACCGCAUCUACGUGCAACGAGGGAUUUACGACGAGUUCUCCCAGAAAUUCGCCGAGCAGGUUAAGAACAACUUCCGGGUCGGCAACGGCUUCGAGGAAGGGGUCACGCACGGCCCACUGAUCCACCAUCGCGCCAUUGAGAAGGUCGAGCAGCACGUCCGCGACGCCGAGAAGAAGGGCGCCAAGGUGGUGGUGGGCGGCCACAGGCUCGAAAGCCUAGGCCCCAACUUUUACGAGCCGACCGUCAUCACGGGUAUGACCCCCGACAUGGCCAUGGCGUCGGAGGAGACCUUUGGACCGGUGGCUGGCUUGUUCCCCUUUGACACGGAGGAUGAGGUGGUCAAGCUGGCUAACGCGACCCAAGUCGGCUUGGCGGGCUAUUUCUUCUCUAGAGAUAUCCACCGCUGCGUGAGGGUUGCUGAACACCUUGAGGUUGGCAUGGUUGGUAUCAACACUGGCUUGAUUUCGGACCCCGCGAGUCCGUUUGGCGGUGUUAAAGAGAGUGGUUUCGGAAGGGAAGGAUCGCUUUAUGGUAUCGGAGAAUACCAGGUGACCAAGAUGGUUACGGUUGGAGGUAUGGGUAAGCCUUUACAGAAGUGA
This is a messenger RNA of Neurospora tetrasperma FGSC 2508, 1491 nucleotides long. RefSeq names its product succinate semialdehyde dehydrogenase. Lineage: Eukaryota; Fungi; Ascomycota; Sordariomycetes; Sordariales; Sordariaceae. Gene Ontology annotation, molecular function: succinate-semialdehyde dehydrogenase (NAD+) activity. The record is from RefSeq and is a predicted model, not a curated record. The transcript has 3 exons. Bases 1 to 1491 code for a protein of 496 amino acids. Gene Ontology annotation, biological process: GABA catabolic process.